AUGAUUCCCCUUCGCCGAAAAUCACGUCGAUGGAUCCCGUUCGCUGCACCGAUUCUCGGCCUCUUGGUCGUGCUGCAACUGCUAAGGGGCCCGCAAUGGCCCAUGCUCGCGACGUCGAGGAGCAAUGCCGGUAGCGCCAGCGACAGCAUCAGGAGCAGCAACGCGGCCACCACCACCAAAACCCCUCUUCAAAAGCCUCUGCAGUUCCUGUGUCCGCCGCUCCCCGGGAUCGAAGACGUCCUCGUUGUGCUCAAAACCGGCGUUACGGAGGCGCUCGACAAGGUGCCUGUCCAUGCCAGAACGACAUUCCGCUGCGUGCCAAACUAUUUGGUCGUUUCGGACUUCGACGAAACCAUCGAAGGGGUGCAGCUGCACGACGUCCUGACCAAUGUGCAGCAGGACGUUAAAUCGAAUAUUGAAGAUUUCAAUCUGUACAACCGACUAAAGAUCUACGGGCGCCAAGGCCUGGUGGAUGACGAUGCCACGGAAGAGGAAAAUGGCGUCUUUGGAAUGCCCAACAACCCAGGAUGGAAACUCGACAAAUGGAAAUUCCUGCCCAUGAUCGAUGCGGCCCUUAAUGCGAAGCCCGAUGCGAAAUGGUAUGUCUUUAUGGAAGCCGACACACACAUUGUCUGGGCAAACUUGGUGGCCUGGCUGGCUCAGCUGGAUUCGAAGGAGCCACAUUAUCUAGGCACCGAGACGCAGAUUGGGGACGUCUUGUUCGCCCAUGGCGGGUCUGGGUUUAUUUUGUCGCAAAAAGCGAUGCGAUUGGCGUCCAAACAACGCCGCAAGCUUGUCAACGACUACGACGAGUAUACCGACCAAGAAUGGGCAGGUGACAUGGUGCUGGGCAAGGUACUCCAUGACGCCGGUGUGGAUUUGACAUUCACCUGGCCGCUAUUACAAAACGCGCGCUUGGGAGAAAUCGAGCCCCUUACAAACAGUUUCUACCGCCAACCGUGGUGUUGGCCUGUGGUCGGAUUCCACCAUCUCAGUCCGGAGGACGUGGAGGAUAUGUGGAAAUUUGACCAAGACUGGUUCACCAAGAGACAUCACAAAUACCUUCUUCACUCCGACAUCUUCCGCGAACGUCUCCUCCCGCAAAUGACAGCAGGCACCCAUGAGAACUGGGACAACCUUGCCGGCGAUCUUGUCGAAGAUCAAGUCAUCAACACCGUGGGCGAAUGCCGCCAAUUAUGCGAGGAGGACGGGCUGUGUCGUCAAUUCAGCUUCCGCAUGGGCGAGGACCCAGACAAUGAAGGGGAAUUACGACCAGAAUGCCGCACUUUUGAAUCACCACGACUUGGUGUUGCGCGGGAAGGCACAACGUCCGGCUGGAUGAUGACCAGGAUAGAGGUUAUAACGAGGGCGCGAGGGUACUGCCAAGCGCCAGAGUGGGAGUAA
Messenger RNA from Talaromyces proteolyticus, 1404 nucleotides. RefSeq lists its product as uncharacterized. NCBI's taxonomy places the organism in Eukaryota, Fungi, Ascomycota, Eurotiomycetes, Eurotiales, Trichocomaceae. Bases 1 to 1404 code for a protein of 467 amino acids. The record is from RefSeq and is a predicted model, not a curated record. The transcript has 2 exons.